Messenger RNA from Malassezia vespertilionis, 1020 nucleotides. RefSeq names its product DNA primase large subunit Spp2 (gene spp2). Lineage: Eukaryota; Fungi; Basidiomycota; Malasseziomycetes; Malasseziales; Malasseziaceae. The record is from RefSeq and is a predicted model, not a curated record. The coding region runs from base 1 to 1020 and encodes 339 amino acids. Gene Ontology annotation, molecular function: nucleic acid binding. Gene Ontology annotation, cellular component: spliceosomal complex. The transcript has a single exon. Gene Ontology annotation, biological process: mRNA splicing, via spliceosome.
AUGGCCCAAGAACGUGCAGCGGCGCGCACGUCCGUUUCCUUUUCGCUCUCUGGAAAAGAGUCGCGGCGGAAUGUGGCGAUUCCGCCUCGCGCAUUACUGGGCGGGGACGAGGGCCCUCUGGAGGAUGCGCCGAGCGAUAUUUUACUUGGCGUAAAGCACAAAUGCGUCUCAGAAGAAUCGAAAAAGCCACGCGCGAUCCCCAUGCAGGCCCCAAUCGACUGGCGAGAAGACCGAAAGCGGAGACUGGGAAUAUUGGAUAAGCAUGGCGCAGCAUUAGGUUCGCUUGCAUCGAUGCGCACACCGCACGGCGUGAGCACUGCACCAGAACGGGCCUUUUUGGAGCCGCAGCAGCGCGGGCUUUCCGUGCGGAACAAAGAGGCCACAGAGGAAGAGGUUGUGCAGGGCGAUGCAACACCUCCCGCAGACACAGCCGGGCCCACUCCGCCCCACUCUCCGCCCCAUCUUGUGCAUGGCGCCCAGGAGACGAGCGACGCAGACGCAAUUCGCGCAUUAAUGCGCGGGGACGAUAGCGAGCAUGAUGGCGCAUCGGAUCGCGUGAUUGUAUACCCUUCUGAGGAGGAUAUGUUCAAACGCGACGUUGAUACGCAUCCUGACGCUCCGUCGUUGGAGGCGUACAGCGAUAUGCCCGUGGAGGAGUUUGGUGCUGCGAUGCUGCGUGGAAUGGGGUGGAAGGAUGGGCAUGGCGUGGGCAAAUCGAGGCAGGGCCCGACUCAAGCGCCAGGGGUGAAGCGCCGCGCUGCCCUGCUAGGCCUAGGCGCAAAAGAGCGCGCGCUGCCCACGUCGGAUCCGAAGCGCAGAGACCGUCGUCACGAUAAUGCGCGGUACAUGCCGGUGACCAACAAGACGAGGGAAGACAGGAGAGAUGGUCUAAGAAAUACCCCUCAUGACCGUGGGCAUUCGCGCGAGAGCCAUAGUUACCGGCGCCCCGAGCAUGACCCUGACCGCGAGCGCUACACCUCGCACCGCAGCUCCAGUUCUCAUCGAGAGAGACGCGCGUAA